This is a messenger RNA of Euleptes europaea (tarantolino), 390 nucleotides long. RefSeq names its product mitochondrial ribosomal protein L54 (gene MRPL54). Bases 1 to 390 code for a protein of 129 amino acids. The record is from RefSeq and is a predicted model, not a curated record. The transcript has 3 exons. Gene Ontology annotation, molecular function: structural constituent of ribosome. NCBI's taxonomy places the organism in Eukaryota, Metazoa, Chordata, Lepidosauria, Squamata, Sphaerodactylidae. Gene Ontology annotation, cellular component: mitochondrial large ribosomal subunit.
AUGGCUUGGGCUGGGAUCCUGCGGGCCGCCCCCCGCUGCCCGCCGGCGCCUGGUCUCCUCUGGAGUAGCCUGGGGCUCCGCAGCUACGCCAAGAAAGUCGUGUCGAAGGUGAGAGGCAAAGGUGCGUCAAAGGAGGAUCUCAAGGGUCCUGAGGUGUGCAAAGACCCGGUGUUGCUCACCACCCACGCCGUGGGUACCAAUAUCUACAAGCAAGGUCCCGAAGUGGCAUUGAAACCAGACUCGGAAUAUCCAGAAUGGCUUCUCCAGAUGGAUCUUGGCCCACCUAAGAAGCUGGAAGAUUUAGACCCAGACACCAUGGAAUACUGGCGUUUCCUCCGGAAGGAGAAUCUAAAGCAAAAGUACCGGCUACGCAAAGUCCGGCCUUUUUGA